UUUAUUCCACUUUCAAUUCGUUACUAAUGUUUGUACGCGAUUUACGAAACUCGAAAAUGCUGCUGCCACCACCACUAAUUUUCGUUCUAAUUCUUCUCACCCCAGUAACAACAAAAGACGUGAAAAUCAUAAACGGCACGGAAGCACAGACAGACGAAUUCCCCUUCAUGGUUUCCCUUCAAAACAACACCACACACUUCUGUGGCGGAACUGUUUUAAACAAAAAGUUUAUACUAACAGCAGCUCAUUGCGUAUGCAACGUAAACUUGGAUAAGUUGACGGUUCAUUUGGCGCACUACUUGGAAAAUCCCCGAGAGAAAAUUCCGGUAAAAUCAAUAAUUUGUAACGAAAACUACAGCGAAAUGGAGCACAUAAACGACAUCGCCGUCCUGGAGCUAGAAAACGAAAUAACGUUUUUCCACCCGGUGAAGCUAGUUUCGGAGGGUUUUGUUUGCGAGAGGGACCGCCAGGGGGUGUUAGUAGGAUGGGGGCUAACAGAAGAGGGAAAAAUCGCCACUUUUCUGCGAAAAGUUGACGUCGUAGCCUACGAUGACGCUUCUUGUGCAAACAGCCACUUCGGGAUGUACGACAUGGAAAAAAACAUGUGCGCAGGCUGGCCCGAGGAUGGUCGAGGAUCUUGUCAGGGCGAUUCUGGCGGUCCACUACUAAUUGAAGGAUUCCAAGCGGGAAUUAUUUCAUUUGGGAUUAGUUCUGAUUGUGGAAUUUCCAGCAGGGAGCACCCUAAAGUUCUAACAAGAAUAUCUAAAUACGUAGAGUGGAUCGACGAAAACAGCAAAUACGGAGCUGGAAACUACGGCGUUGGCGUCCGAUUGUGCAAGGUUUUGUUGCUGAUGUGCAUUUUCGCACUCGUGGGAUAAAUAUUUCGAAAAAUGAAAAAAUUGUUGUUGUUUUGUCUGGCGGGAAGUUAGAUAAAUAGUAAAUAAUAAAUUAUUGAUGAUUA
Zophobas morio is the source of this 961-nucleotide messenger RNA. Its product is annotated as chymotrypsin-2-like. Gene Ontology annotation, biological process: proteolysis. Gene Ontology annotation, molecular function: serine-type endopeptidase activity. The transcript is spliced from 6 exons. The coding region runs from base 27 to 878 and encodes 283 amino acids. Lineage: Eukaryota; Metazoa; Arthropoda; Insecta; Coleoptera; Tenebrionidae. The record is from RefSeq and is a predicted model, not a curated record.